CCUUUGGAGGCGGUGGCCUGGCUCCGCCUCCGCUCCCGCCGCAGGUUCAAGUGUGGGUUCGAGCUAGGGCGCUGAGGCAACACCCCUAGCUCACACAGCGACCUGCUCCCUGCUCAGCCUGCCAGGCUGCUCGCCGCUGGGAGUAGGAGGGACCUAAACCUGGCGUUGCCGUGAGCGGUCCAGGCCAGAGUGUCCGGACUCUCACGGCGCUGAUCUCCAGUCUCCAAGUUCACAGGCGUCCGAAGAGGAGUCGGCGCCAGCAGGAGGCAGGUGGCGCUGGGGCUCGCGCUGGGCGGCGCUCAGCGCGCUCGGCCCCGCCAGGGUUAAAUCUUGCCGGCUCCCUGCUACCCGGCUGGCGGCCAGCUGCCUUCAGGGAGAGGCCAGAGCCACUGCCAGGGACCCGGAGGGGCGCCAACAGCGGGGGGCUGCACCCGCAUCAACGCGCCCCCCUGUCCCCAUCACUGCCUCUAGGAGGAGCAGAAAGUAGGGGCCCCGGGUGGGAAGCCCCUGCCAGUCCAGUGCCCCGGUGACUGGAGAGCCAGAGGGGCGGCGGGACACGGAGAUGGCUGAUGAGGUUGACUGGCUGGACCUGCCAGGCCGAUGGACCUACGGAGUUGACCGCGGCGGGAGAGUCUUCUUCAUCAAUGAUGAAGAAAAGUCAACCAGGUGGGUGCACCCUGGGACAGAAUCACCCAUCCAGAGUGGACACUGCUCCAGCCCAGAUUUGCCCAAGGGCUGGGAGAUGGAUUCCACCCAGGAAGGAGCUGUGUAUUUCAUCAACCACAAUGAAAGACGGAACACAUUUCUACACCCGGUGACUGGCCAGGUCCCAGAGGAAAACAAAAAAUUUGACUUGAAAACAUCGGCCUUGGACAUGUCCAAUAAAGCAGGUGGGAAACGCCCGGCUACCACCAACAGUGACAUAUCCAACCACAACAUGGUGUCCGAGGUCCCUCCAGAGCGGCCCAGCGUACGGGCCACCCGGACCUCUCGCAAGGCCAUUGCCUUUGGGAAGCGCUCACACUCCAUGAAGCGGAACCCCAGUGCACCUGUCAGCAAGGCGGGCUGGCUCUUCAAGCAGGCCAGCUCUGGGGUCAAGCAGUGGAACAAGCGCUGGUUCGUGCUGGUGGAUCGCUGCCUCUUCUACUAUAAAGAUGAGAAGGAGGAGAGCAUCCUGGGCAGCAUCCCACUCCUGAGCUUCCGGGUGGCUGCGGUGCAGCCCUCGGACAACAUCAGCCGAAAACACACCUUUAAGGUGACUGUGUGCUGGGUGGACGAGGCCGGAGCCAGUUCCACGCACUGCCUCUCCCCACAGGCUGAGCACGCCGGGGUCCGCACCUACUUCUUCAGUGCCGAGAGCCCCGAGGAGCAGGAGGCCUGGAUCCAGGCCAUGGGGGAGGCUGCCCGAGUUCAGAUCCCCCCAGCCCAGAAGUCUGUGCCCCAAGCUGUGCGUCACAAUCUACCACCCCCAACCCAACCCCAUGCUGGGCUGGAGUCACUUACAACAUCUCCCUUGGCACCCUGCAGCCACGAGAAGCCAGAUUCAGAGAACAUUCCGCCCAGCAAACACCACCACCAGCCACCCCACAACAGCCUCCCCAAGCCUGAGCCAGAGGCCAAGACUCGAGGGGAGGGUGAUGGCCGAGGCUGUGAGAAGGCAGAGAGGAGGCCCGAGAGGCCCGACGUCCAGAGCGAGCCUCUGGUGAAAGCCAAUGGCAUCCAAGCUGGACUGGAACCAGCCUCAGAGCCGGGCAGCCCUUACCCGGAUGGCCCAAGGGUCCCAGGGGGCGGGGAGCGGCCCACCCAGCCCAACGGCUGGCAGUAUAGCUCCCCAAGCCGGCCAGGGAGCACGGCUUUCCCGCCUCAGGACUCAGAGAGUGGAGGACACCGGCGGAGCUUGCCCCCACACGCCAACCCCGACAAGAUCGCCCAGCGCAAGAGCUCCAUGAACCAGCUUCAGCAGUGGGUGAACCUGCGCCGGGGCGUGCCCCCACCUGAAGACCUUCGGAGUCCCUCUAGGUUCUACCCUGUGUCCCGCAGGGCGCCUGAGUAUUAUGGCCCCUACGCCUCUCAGUACCCUGACGAUUACCAGUACUACCCGCCAGGGGUGCGGCCGGAUAGCAUCUGCUCCAUGCCUGCCUAUGACCGGAUCAGCCCACCCUGGGCCCUGGAGGACAAGCGCCACGCCUUCCGCAAUGGGGGCGGGUGGAAGGAGCCUGCCGGCUACGGGCGGCAGGAUGGUACCGUCUGGAUCCCCAGCCCCUCCCGGCAGCCAGUCUACUAUGAUGAGCUGGAUGCCACGUCCAGCUCCCUGCGCCGCCUGUCCUUGCAGCCCCGGUCCCACUCCGUGCCCCGCUCGCCCAGCCAGGGCACCUACAGCCACGCGCGCAUUUACUCCCCCGUCCGCUCCCCCAGUGCCCGUUUUGAGCGGCUGCCGCCUCGCAGUGAGGACAUCUAUGCUGACCCCGCUGCGUAUGUGAUGAGGCGAUCCAUCAGCUCUCCCAAGUAUGAUUACCUGGGAGACAGGCGGCCAGUCCCUGCAGGACUGUUCCCCUACAACUACCCACCACCCCCCACGGUCCACGAUAAGAUGGUCCCUCCAUACCCAGAAGUGUUCCGGGACAGCCUGCACACCUACAAGUUAAACGAGCAAGCUACAGAUAAGCUGCUGGGCAAAUUGUGUGAGCAGAACAAGGUGGUGAGGGAGCAGGACCGGCUGGUGCAGCAGCUCCGAGCUGAGAAGGAGAGCCUGGAAAGUGCCUUGAUGGGGACCCACCAGGAACUGGAGAUGUUUGGAAGCCAGCCCGCCUACCCCGAGAAGCUGCUGCACAAGAAGGAGUCGCUGCAGAACCAGCUCAUCAACAUCCGAGUGGAGCUGUCUCAGGCGACCACGGCCCUGACGAGCAGCACCGUGGAGUAUGAGAACCUGGAGUCGGAGGUCUCUGCUCUGCACGAUGACCUCUGGGAGCAGCUCAAUCUGGACAUUCAGAAUGAGGUGCUCAACAGGCAAAUCCAGAAGGAGAUCUGGAGGAUCCAGGACGUGAUGGAGGGGCUCAGGAAGAAUAACCCGUCUCGGGGCACAGAUACAGCCAAGCACAGAGGAGGACUUGGCCCCUCGGCCACCUACAGCUCCAACAGCCCUGCCAGCCCUCUCAGCUCCGCCAGCCUCACCAGUCCCCUGAGCCCCUUUUCGCUGGUGUCUGGCUCUCAGGGGUCCCCUACCAAGCCUGGGUCCAAUGAGCCCAAGGCAAGCUAUGAGCAAAGCAAGAAAGAGCCCCACCAGACAUCACUCCCGGACACCUCUAGAGACAUCAGCCUUGUACCCACCAGGAAAGAGGUGGAGGCAGAGAAGCAGGCAGCUCUCAACAAAGUUGGCAUUGUGCCCCCACGGACAAAGUCACCCACCGAUGAAGAAGUGACUCCAUCAAGGGUAGUGAGGAGGCAUGCCAACGGGCUCCCCAAUGGACUCUCCUCCCGGCAGGAGCGCCCCAAGAGUGCGAUAUUUCCGGGCGAGGGCAAGGUCAAGAUGAGCGUGGAGGAGCAGAUUGACCGCAUGCGGCGGCACCAGAGUGGCUCCAUGAAGGAGAAGCGGAGGAGCCUGCAGCUCCCAGCCAGCCCAGCCCCCGACCCCAGCCCCCGGCCCGCCUACAAAGUGGUGCGUCGUCACCGCAGCAUCCAUGAAGUGGACAUCUCCAACCUAGAGGCGGCCCUUCGGGCAGAGGAGCCUGGCGGGCAGGCAUAUGAGACGCCACGGGAGGAAAUUGCCCGGCUUCGAAAGAUGGAGCUGGAGCCCCAGCACUACGACGUGGACAUCAAUAAGGAGCUCUCUACCCCAGACAAAGUCCUCAUCCCCGAACGGUACAUUGACCUGGAGCCUGACACUCCCCUGAGCCCCGAGGAGUUGAAGGAGAAGCAGAAGAAGGUGGAGAGGAUCAAGACGCUCAUUGCCAAGUCCAGUAUGCAGAACGUGGUGCCUGUCGGCGAGGGGGACCUUGUGGACGUGCCCCAGGACUCAGAGAGCCAGCUGCAGGAGCAGGAGAAGCGGAUUGAAAUCUCCUGUGCCCUGGCGACCGAGGCCUCCCGCAGGGGCCGCAUGCUGUCUGUGCAAUGUGCCACCCCAAGCCCUCCCACCUCCCCUGCUUCCCCGACUCCACCAGCCAACCCCCUCUCGUCUGAAUCCCCACGGGGCGCCGACAGCAGCCAUACCAUGCGGGUCUGAGCUCUGACUGCAAGCCCUGGCUGAGGCCAAUGCUGUGAAGCUCCACAGAGCUACCUUCUGAAGCCCUCCUCUGCUCGACUGAGGUCCCGGCCCCCACUCUGGCCCCAGCCCCUGCGCUCCCAUGGGAAAGCUGCAGGGAGCCAGGUUGGGGGCCAGGGGUUGCUGCUGAGAGGAGCAUGGAUACCCAUCACACUGGGCCCUGCAGCCCUCACUACCCAGGUGGCGGUCCUAGGCCAGGGCCUGAGAUGGAGGGGCGAGGAGUACCCUGUCUGAUGCCCAAGUCACAGGGAGCCUAGCUGACCCUGGCUGGGCCUGUGAUGGCCCUUCUGGAACAUUCCCUGAUGGAGAAGACAUCGUGGUGGGAAAGAUGCCCUGGGCGACCUUAGGGUAGAACUAGAGGUGACGAGAAGAUGGGCAGCCUGCCUCUUCCAGCCCUCCUUGACACAUGGACAGCCCCUGCCAUCGUCCCCUCCCCCUAUCAACCCUACCCUACCGCCCCAGCUUUACCCAGGGCUUUGACACAUCUCUGUACAUGGCUGCCCCUUUGGGGUCCAGUGGAGACUGACCACCCUGCUUGAGCCAAAGAAGCUGAUGAGAGAUGGGGAGAGGCUCCC
Molecule: messenger RNA, 4833 nt
Organism: Pteropus alecto (black flying fox)
Lineage: Eukaryota; Metazoa; Chordata; Mammalia; Chiroptera; Pteropodidae
Gene: PLEKHA6
Product: pleckstrin homology domain containing A6
Exons: 26
Coding region: 563-4219 (1218 amino acids)
Molecular function (GO): protein binding
Source: RefSeq, a predicted model, not a curated record